Molecule: messenger RNA, 2591 nt
Organism: Coregonus sp. 'balchen'
Lineage: Eukaryota; Metazoa; Chordata; Actinopteri; Salmoniformes; Salmonidae
Source: the annotation of a GenBank genome assembly
CUUGAGCAAGGCAGAGAAGGCUGUGUGUGGGGCAUCCGGCGGUGCUUUGCUGGAGGUAGGUUACAGUAAGUUGACAGUUGACAGUGGUUCUACUAGCUAUCAGAAGUGGUAGGAAACAGACUAAAAACAACAGCACCUCUCCGAGCGAGCUCCAUAUGCAGUAGAUAGAGAAGGCAACAGGUCAGGGAUAACAGUGUAGGACAAUUCUUAGGUUGACUGGAGGUUAGACUGGGACCAAUAGUGCAGGUACUGCAGCCAUGCAACACCAGUCGUACCAGCCACUGCUUCUCACUGGAAACAAAUACCUGCAACAGAAGUGGGACAAGGCCUCCUAUGAAAUACAUCUGAGAAAGGUAAGAGAAAGCUGCUUUGAUGCUAAAAUCAAAGGCUAACAACAAUGUUGGCGCUAUCCUUAACGUAGUGACAAUAUUCAUUUAACAUUGUUCUUUUUUUUGUCAAGGUCAAAUCAGCGAAACCCACCAUCGACACAACUGCACCUAAAACCUAUGGUCAUCUUGCCCUCAAAAUGAAGAAACAGAAGGUGAUAAAGGAUCUCUAAGUCGUGUCAUUUCACCAUGUAUCCAGCAAAGAGUCCUUUUUCUGAACUAUUGAGCUGGAAAUGUUCAUUUUGAGAAAGCUCACCAAUAAGUCUGUCCCAGGCUUCCUUGAACAUUCCAUGUUGCAUAUUGCAACCUUAGCAGUUGUUACCUUGUAUUUUGUUGUUGCUGUUUUGGUUGGCUUUACUUGUUUUUCUCUAUUUCUUAAUGUUUCGCCAUCAAGCUUGAGGAGCAAAGCAUGUCCAAAAUUCAGAGGGAAAACAACAUGCUGCUUGAGAAAAUAUCUCGCAUCAUGAAGACUACUGGUCACAUCGACAACAGGAACGACUAUGAAAACAAAAGGUAUAGUGUUUACCUCCAGUCUCUUCAGGGGUGUGGCUUUAAAUCCCACUGCUGACACAAAUAUUAAUUUGUAACAGCUAAACACUGGUGGAAAAAGUAACCAAUUGUCAUACUUGAGUAAAAGUAAAGAUACCUUAAUAGAAGUAAAAGUGAAAGACACCCAGUAAAAUACUACUUGAGUAAAAAUCUAAAAGUAUUUGGUUUUAAAUAUACUUAGGUAUCGACAGUAAAUAUAAUUGCUAAAAUAUACUUAAGUAUCAAAAGUAGAAGUAUAAAUAAUUUCAAAUUCCUUAUGUUAAAGGAAAACUCCACUCAAAAAUGAUAUAUUGGUAUUUGUUUCAUUAGUUCAUUGUUGACAUAGUCCCAAAAUGUUUUGCUUGUCAAAAUGCAUCAUACGGGGAUGAUUUCUAUAUUUUGAAAGUUACAAAUCUUGAAAACUUGAUUGCUGACAAGCAAACAUUUUGGAAAUAUGUCAACAAUGGACUAAUGAAACAAAUACCAAAAUAUAGUUUUUGGGUGGAAUUGUCCUUUAAGCAAACCCGAUGGCACCAUUUUCUUGUUUUUUAAAUUUACGGAUAGCUAGGGGUACCUUCCAACACCCAGACAUAAUUUACAAACGAAGGAUGUGUGUUUAGUGAGUCCACCAGAUCAGAGGCAGUAGGGAUGACCAGGAAUGUUCUCUUGAUAAGUGCGUGAAUUGGUGAUAAGUGCUUUCUUCUGUCCUGCUAAUAAGCAUUCAAAAUGUAACGAGUACUUUUGGGUGUAUGGAGUAAAAAGUACAUUUUUUGGGGGGGGGAAUGUAGUGAAGUAAAAGUUGUCAUAUAUAAAUAGUAAAGUACAGAUACCCCAAAAAACUACUUAAGUACUGUACACCACUGCAGCUAAAGCAGGUGUGGACCCACUCAACUUGCACAAGGCAAACACAUUACAUGUGCCAUAAUUGUCUAGACCUUUUGGCAGAGGCAGUAGUAUGCUUACAUUCAGGGAGGCUUCACCAGGUCCUAAAAUGUCCAUGUUCAUAGACUUAGCAUCCUACUGUACACCACAACUCAAUGGCCAACACACAAUAGAAAACCUGUUUUUCCCUUGUAAUGGUAGUCUCUGCAGAGAGAUGCAACAGCAAGAGUGGCUCCGUAUCACCAAAGAGAACCAGUUAAUCCUUCUUCGUCUGACCCAGUGCCAGCCUCACUACAGCAUUAAGGACUGGCAUGAGGACUGGCUCAAGACAAUCAAGAUCAUGGAGAGCAUUGCACGAUAUCCACGAAGAGUUAGUGACAAAAAGGUGAGUUCUGUGCAUCACGUACAGGUGAUUGGGAGAUCUAACUAAAAACAUAAAAUAUUAUUGAAAUGUAUAUUAAUGGCCCAAUGCAGUCAAAAAUGUAUUUCCACACUAUGAGAUUGGAAUAAUACUGUGAAAUUGUGAAAAUUAUGAUAAUGCCCUUUCAGUGUAACAGCUGUUUGAAAAGACCAACUGAGUGUGAGGAGGGGGAGGAAGAACCUGAUCAACAGGAAGAGGAGGCGGGCAUGUAGGAAACACCUGAGUCACCUGACACACCAAACAAAGGUCCUACAUCUGAAAGUCAAAACCUGACCCCCCUCACACACCUGACACACUAAGCACAUCUAGCAGACCUGACUCACCAGGCAAAGACUGAGAAUAGGUUUAAGCACAAGGACAUUAUAGAGGGUUGA